CGGGAACUAAUGACAAACAGUGGUAUAGUUCAGACCAUUGCAAAUCAGAUAAAUGCAAAUGGAAACAAAACUGACGGUUCAAACAAUACAGCCCUACAGUGUAUACGAGAAACUGCUACGGUUGUUGGAAUGAGAUGGUACCAGCCAUGACUGGCCAACUAUAGACCAUAUCUUUAUCCUAAACCAGACCAUGGAGAAGACUUGUGAAAUAAUUUGGACCUUCACCACCUCUUCUAAGACUUCUUCUAAACUUACCAAGGCUCAUAAGAGGCCAGCUAUAACUGACUUGGUGAGAAGUCAAUGUCAUGUAUACCAUGUGAAGGGCUCGGACAUGUUGAAGGGAUUACCAGAUAGAUAUCCACUUGGCCAAGGCCAAGCAAGUGAAGCGUGUCUGGUGGAAGGCAAGGUUGGAGAUGGACCUUGGAAAAUGGAGAAACCAUACGCAGGGCAGAAAAGAAUAUAAAUCAACUAUAGAGAAGACCCAGGUUCUCAAAACACUGUAGAGUAA
Messenger RNA from Nezara viridula (southern green stink bug), 508 nucleotides. NCBI's taxonomy places the organism in Eukaryota, Metazoa, Arthropoda, Insecta, Hemiptera, Pentatomidae. The record is from the annotation of a GenBank genome assembly.